AUGGCUCUCGACACCGAGUUACUUUACCGAUCCACUGAAUCGCUUGUCUUGCCGACUGGUCGGCGCUUCUUCCCGUUCAAGAUCCCCAAUUCACACCACCAGCUCCGUCACUAUAUCAGCACGGCUGAUCCGGAUCGGAUAUAUGUCGCCGUCGGGAGAAUAAUAUACGCCAUCCAUAUCUCGUCGCAGAAGAGGGAGAUCCUCACCAUCGUUCCCUUCGAUCCGAAAUGUCUGACUGCCGGAAACGGUUGGAUUGGCGUAGGCGGGACCGAGAGCGGGGAUUGCGCCUUUAUCAAGCUGGAUGCGGCAGCGACCCUUCAGUUGCCCGGAACAGCCGCACCGGGCUCCCCUGUCGGCGUUGACUCCCCGCUUCCUCUCGAUCUAGAUACGCCUAUACCGCGGAGAACUCUCCCUUAUCCCCCUAAUGUCAAUGUGCGCGAACUUGGGGGCAGUAUCGUCAAUUCCGUGACCCUUCACCGGCUCCCAUCGGAUGGAGAUUUGUUUCUCGAGGAGGAUAUUGCGGUCUUGAGUAAUAAUGAUACGACCGUGAGCAUAUUCUCACUUCCCCGGAUGGAAGUUAUCGAAACCAUUCGUCACCCCGUAUGCAUGAACUUUGCCAUCAUCUCUCCUGAUUCAAGACUGCUUGCAGCAGUAGGCGACGAGAAUAGGAUAUACUUCUACCGGGUCAUACCUUCUCCCGACAAGCAAACGGCCGUUUCGACUGAUGGGGAUAAACUACUUCGGGAAUGGAACUGGCCGCUGCUUCGAAGCGUUGAAUUAGACUCAGAUCCUAAUUACGACGACAGAUGCUGCUUCACCAUUGCUUUUUCGCCCUCUAGCCACUUAUGUGCUGUUGCUUCACAGGCUGGCGUGAUAACAGUGUUUAGCGUUGAGGGCAUAUUCAGGCCCGACCUCACUGGAAGAACCGGACGAGAAGACAUCCUUUAUGUCUUUAGGUCUUCUCGAUCGUGCUUCGAUGGCGGUGCUAUCCGCUGUAUGACCUUUUCACCUGAACCCUGGGAUCUCUUGGUCUGGGUUGAAGACCAUGGUCGUGCCGGCGUGGCUGACGUCCGUCAGGCCUUUUCACGGCGUCAAAUUAUCAGUCUCGAUAUAGACGAUCCAGAACUAGAGCGCAUUAAAACUGACAACCUCGACAAACCGGAGCCAGAAGACGAUCUACUUAGUAGGCCAGAGUCUGCAGCAUAUCAUGCCCAGGCACACAGGCUGCUUGAAGUUGAUGACCCUGUUCAGCGCGCCCUGGACUCUAACCGAUACAGGCGUAGAAGAACCUCAGCUGAGACAGAAAGCCAAAUCAUGCGCGAAAGUUUGGCUCGCGAUCUCACCGCAAGGGAGAGACAGAUUAUUGAUUUCCUAAAUACAGCUCGUUGGGCGUCAUCUAUUGAAGAAGGUCCCCAGCGACUUCCACAUUUACUUAGCCCCUUACCUUACUCUAGUUCACCCGCAUACCAACGGGCCUCAAACCAAACGUCCGAUUCACCACCACCCCCGCCGCCGCCAUUCCCUCCUCCAGAUCAUUAUCUCACCCGCCAAGACUCGUCUCGCAACCCAGAUAGGCCGCGAAUUGGGGCUCCUCGAAGACGGAGCUCCAUUGUGUUGUCCCAGGAUAGUCCAGGCCGCGCAAACGUACACACGUCUUCUUCUGCGUUAAUCCCUCAUCCAGGAAUUUCGCUGAGAUGGCCCUAUUCACCGAACCAACUGCCUGCGCCGGGUGAUGACCCGGAAAACUUGAGUAUGGACGACGAGUUCCCCCAUAUAGCCUCCCCAAACCAAGAUGGUGUUCAGACCGGUCCAUCCAGCUCUAGCUAUCGUGGCUCCAGAGGACAGCACCCAGAAGAUGCACCAUCCGGUAGCCGCCCGACCGUAGGUCAACGCCAGCGUCUUACACGGUCACGGUCAAUACCCCGUCGCGCCGAUAGGGCUCCUCGGGUUCCCGGCGAACGUCCAGAGCCGCGAAAUCCAACGGACUCGGAACUGAGAUCCACACUGGCUCAGGAGCGCCUACGAGCGCAACGACAAGUUGCCGUGGAAGAGAGCCAGCGCUUGGGCGAAUGGGAACAACAAUACCGACGUGUCCUGGAGCUCGACAACAUUCGAUCAAACCCUAGAGUCCGGAAUCUACCAGGCGAAAUAUACGGGAACCGAGAAUCCGGGUGGGGUGUCGGAACGGCCGGUGUUGGAUGGAGUGGUGACGGUCGAACACUGUGA
Messenger RNA from Arthroderma uncinatum, 2226 nucleotides. RefSeq lists its product as uncharacterized. Lineage: Eukaryota; Fungi; Ascomycota; Eurotiomycetes; Onygenales; Arthrodermataceae. The transcript is spliced from 5 exons. Gene Ontology annotation, molecular function: protein binding. The record is from RefSeq and is a predicted model, not a curated record. Bases 1 to 2226 code for a protein of 741 amino acids.